AUGAAGAAAUUGAUUCAUUGCGAAACAAAGAGUAUUGCCGAUAAGAGACGAGCGCUGAUGGUGCUCGCAAAACAUCCAUUACCUCAUACCACCAUUAACAUCUUAUUGGCAAAGAACAACGUCGUAAUGGGAAGAGUUCACAAUAAUGAAAAUAAUAUUCGGACAUUCCGAGCAAACUCGACAAAUUUUCUGCUCACCACAUCAUUGGCCAAUCCAAAGCCAAACCAAAAUUCCACUCACCCAUUUGCAAAUUCACUCCCAAAACUAUAUUAUUUGUUUCUUAUCGGGGGAGGAAUUGUACUAGUUGCCAAUUUUAUUGGAAUAAUUUAUUACAAGAAACAAUUUAAUGAAUUGAUGAAACAAAAUUUUCUAAUUUCAAAUGAUGAAGAGCAUCAAUCAUCUCAAACAUUGGACAGUACACAAAUUCAAAAACUUAAAGAAUUAAUUACAAGUGUUCGCUCUUUAAUUAGAGUGGGCUAUUAUCCAAAAGAGUUUUAUGAAACCAAAAUUUUACAUGAUAUUCAGUCUUUGAAGGGAAAACAAUUGACAGACGAUCCACAUGACCAAGAAACACUACAACAAAUGAUAGAAAUGUUUUUAGUAGAUUUGAAAAAGUGCUCUUCGCAACCACUUCGAUCCCAACUUGCACAAUCGGCUCCUCAUGAUGAUGAAUUGACACAAUGGUUAGAAAAACCAAAAGAAACAAGCGCUGGAGACAAAACUUCUCUCAAGGAUUUAUAUACAUCAAAAGUCAUGUCUUUCCCUACAUUAUAUAAGGUUUUUUGUUUUACAACUAUUGGAUCCUUGGCCUUUGCGAGACUUAAUAGAAUUCCUGCAAUCAGCCAAAAAAGCAGAAUGGCAAUAACAUCCAUUGUUAUCAUGUACAGCGCAUGGGCUGGGCUUUUCAGACAUUAUUCCAUCACCAAACUUUCAAACAUGUUCACUUCAUGGUUUGAAACAAGUAAUUCUGAAGGUCAACCAACAAUCAGAUUACCCAUUGUUCAUUUAAUAUUCCAACAAUACUUGAAUGUUUUUGCCUUCAUUAUUUGGCUCUCCAUGUACAGAUUAGUUCGAUAUGUCGUGUUGCCAGAAGUGUUAUUUGCGUUUGAUCGAGAAAUCAUUCAAUUGCUUGAGGAUCAGUCUCUUAAGGAGUCUAAGAAUUCGGAAAAACCUCAACACAGCAAAGAAGAUUAA
Messenger RNA from Naegleria lovaniensis, 1194 nucleotides. RefSeq lists its product as uncharacterized. The coding region runs from base 1 to 1194 and encodes 397 amino acids. The transcript has a single exon. The record is from RefSeq and is a predicted model, not a curated record. Lineage: Eukaryota; Heterolobosea; Eutetramitea; Acrasida; Naegleriidae.